Melitaea cinxia (Glanville fritillary) is the source of this 4728-nucleotide messenger RNA. RefSeq names its product glycerol-3-phosphate acyltransferase 1, mitochondrial (gene mino). The record is from RefSeq and is a predicted model, not a curated record. The transcript is spliced from 16 exons. Lineage: Eukaryota; Metazoa; Arthropoda; Insecta; Lepidoptera; Nymphalidae. Gene Ontology annotation, cellular component: mitochondrial membrane. Bases 110 to 2713 code for a protein of 867 amino acids.
AAUGACUUAAUAUUUCGUUUUCGUACACUUGUGACUUGUGUCUUAUAUUUCGUUCAAAAUUGAGCGUCUAAGUGUAUUGAAUUGGACUGGUGAUGUGAGGUUUGGAGAUAUGGAGACGAUGAUAAACGUGUGGACCGUGGUGGAGCAGGUCCGUGUGGCCAGCAGCGCCGUAGAGCUGGUUAUCUUCACCGCUAUACUGUAUUGGUUCUUUACUUCGAGUCGCGUAGCAGACAUGUUGGAAGUGGUAGGGGAGAGAGUGGGUGGGUGGUGCGGCGGUGUUCGGGAGACUAGCUCGCUGCGACAAGCGAUGCGCGCUCGUAGACGUGCCAAUGCAGAUGUUUAUGCCAAACUCGACGCUGAACUUGCUACAAGAACUUCAGCGCUGUAUCGUCUUAAAGAGAGCCCGCAAGUACCUUCCCCCCAACCCGAAACGCGACCGCCGGCCGGCCUAGCUUGCUCCAGAUGUGCCCCACUGUCAAGGGAAUCCUGGAAAGACUCUAAGACCGAGGAAUCAGGGGCGGUCAUCAACAUACUAAACAUUGGCAGACAAACAUUCGCCAACGGCGGUGUGGUCUCCCGCUAUCUAUGCGACUUAGCACAAUGUGUGUACCUUAUCAAUUAUGACUACAGGGAAAUUUUACCCAGUGUGAUAAAGGACGAACAUUUCCAACGCGCAAUUGAAGAUACGACCCGUGAAGAACUCAAAACGAUAGCUAAAGAAAAACAUAGCGAAGAGCACGGAAAAGACAAAAACAUGGAGAAGACAUACGCAAGUGUGAGGAAACGCGUUGAAGAACGAGCGAUGAAAGUGCUUCACGAUAUUUCGUCGUCCAUGUCGAAUAAUGUGCUCAGACUGGUGGCAUGGUUAUGCCACAAGGCGGUUCGCCGUAUUGCCGGUGGAGGGUGCGGAACCCGGUCUGCUUGUGUAGAAAGGCUUCGGAGGGCUAAGGCCGCGGGCCUACCGCUAGUGUUUGUACCGUUACAUCGGUCUCACUUCGACUACAUCCUGGUCACUUUCACACUGUACCUGACUGGUCUCCGACCGCCCUUAGUAGCGGCUGGAGACAACAUGAGGAUACCUUUCUUUGGAUGGUUCCUACGUUGCUGUGGUGCUUUCUUCAUUAGACGACGAGUUGACGGGUCUGAACACCACGGCGACCCAAUAUAUAAAUCUGCUCUAAGGGCAUAUAUCCUAAAUAGUCUAGCAGCUAACAAUAAUCUAGAAUUCUUCAUCGAAGGUGGACGCACGAGGACAGGAAAACCUCAGCUGCCAAAAGCUGGCAUUCUCUCUGUGAUAUUAGACGCGUAUCUUGACGGUACAAUCGACGACGCGUUGCUAGUGCCCGUGACGCUAAACUAUGAUAAAUUGGUGGAUGGUAAUUUUGUAAGGGAACAGUUGGGAAUGCCAAAACAAAUGGAAACAUUCUGGUCGGCCCUUCGCGGUAUUUGGAGGACCUUAAAUACAAACCACGGUGGUAUUAGAGUGGAUUUCAAUCAACCUAUAUCUCUUAAGGAAUUAGUAACGUCGUUUCAAAAGUAUAAUUAUCUGAAAGCCCCAACAGAAACGACAUUCACACCUCAAAAUGAUUUAGCGGUGAAUCUCGACAGACAGAUACUGUACAAUCACAGUCACAGUAGUUUGUUCGGAGCUGACGUCAGUACCGAGCAAAAAAUGAUGGUAGAAGCGAUCGGGAGACACCUAGUUUAUGACGCAGCUCAAUCAACGGCGCUUAUGUGUACAAAUGUGGUGUCAUACGUGCUUCUGACUGAACAGAGGAAAGGUUGUAGUUUAUCUGCCUUGCAAGCAAGUGUGGAUGCGAGAGGCAAGGCACUGAAGAUAGCCGGAAGAGAUCUCGGUUACACGGGUGAACCGCACCUCGUAGUAAAGAGAGCUCUAGAGACGCUGGGGAGUGCGCUGGUCCGAACGGAUAACGCAAGACGAGUGUGUGCGCAACGCUCGGUGGCCGCCGCGCUCGAGCUCGCCUACUACGCCAACGCGCUCGUGGCGCACUACGCCGCGCCCGCCGUACUCGCAACGGCCUUAGAAAGUAUUAUGUACAAUCAAAACGUUGAAGACGAUACGGUGCGACAUUCCGAGCUAAUGGAGGCGGCGCUCCAGUUGAGCGAGAUAUUGAGCCAGGAGUUCAUACUGUGUGCGCCGUGUACGAGGAUAGAAGAGAGGUUAUUGGAAGCCUUGGGGGACCUUCGUGCGCAGGAUAUACUCUUAGAUACAGAGACCCCUGACGCGUUAGAAGAGCAGCGCUGGUCACGUCGCUUUGCGAAGACUUUUGACGAUGAUGAAGACGAGCCUCGAGACCCCACCUCCGCCCUUAAGUACAAGGUGGCCAACACACCAGAAGCCCUCGCUGAGCGACGUCGGCUAGUGCAAACGAUCCGGCCGCUAUUAGAGGCUUAUUCGGAGACUUGUCGAAAUAUUCGCGACGCGUCACAAAAGGAAGUUGUGGGCUCCACUCUGGACUCUCUACUGGAUAGAUAUGCACAGAACAAAAUGAUUUACGGUGAAGCAGUUUCAACAGACGCUAUAAGGAAUUGUCUGAGGCUGUUACGCCAAUGGGGCGUUGUAGAAUUAUAUACGGACAAUCGUGAGAGAAAAGUACGAAUAUGUACGCCUUACGACGAUAAGAGUAAUUUAGACAAUAUCUGUGCUAAUAUACACAAGUUUAAUAUGGACACGCCGUUGAUUAAGUUAUAAGUGAAGUGUUUUUUUAGUCCUUUAAUAUGACGAAGUGAUUGGUGGAAGUUGUUGCUAUUGCUAGUGGAUCGCUAUCGCUAGCUGUCAUCUGUCAGAUACAUACAUAGCGCUAUAGAAAACAAAAGUUAUUUCUCUGUUACUUUAUUAAACCUUAUAUCAUAUUCAAUUAUGCAAAUUAACUGCCUAUUUGACAGAUAGGAGAACAAAAGGAUAACAAAGCUUUAGUAAAACGAUCAUGUUGAUAUCUUUUGUUAUUUGAAAUGUAACUUAUGUUAUAAUUUUAUUACACAUUAUUUUUAACCAAUAUGUUAUGGUAGUCGAUAGUUAACUACUUUGUAUCAAAGUUUGCGAUAGCGAUUCGAUGUUAUUGCAAACAGCAAUGUUCAACAAUUGACUCCCAGUUUUGGCACAUUGAAUAUGAGCUGUGAAUGUUUGAGUGCUUUAGUUAAAAACUAGUUUACUUUUUAUUAAUUUAAGGGUGAUAGAUUUAUGUUUUAAAGUGAAUUAAAUUGAACAAUUGCAAUAUUGUAUACGUAUGGACAAAGGAAUCUUACAUAUGUUGCAUUUAUUUAGUCACAUAUUCUAUAGCAAUCAACUCGGAAAACGAGAUAUGGACGGGUCUCAAGAUUAAAAUCUAAUCUUAGCAAUUGUCACGAAGCUUAGAAAUUUUGUGGAAAUAUAAUCAACGACUGAAAUUAAAUUAUGCUAUAUUUAUUAUAUAAGAGCCUAACUAAUUAAUGUAUGUAUAUAAAUAAAAGUAAAAUGGAUUUCGUUGUAACAUUUGUACAAGAUUUUGUUCUUGGGAUCCAUCAAUAUAUUAUAUUGACAAAAAUUUUCUUAGCAUAUUAUCAAUUGAAAUGGUAUUUUCUAUCUAUAUCUCAGAAUAUAUAUUUUCAUUUUUAAAUCUGAAGUUGAAGUUAAUAAUCUAUUAACAAAGUUAAAUUUAAAAAAUUGUAUAACAUUUAAUAUUAAUUUACAACUGAAAGCUGAGAAGGUAGAAAUGAUAUCUGUGCCUCCUGUAAAAAGUUAUACAAGUCGAAAAUAAUCACUUUACAGUCUUUACAGGAGAGCAAAAACAUGGCUAAAAAAAUCUUGUUCAUGGACUAAUUGGACUGGAUUCAAUAUUUUCUAGAGUAAAACAUUAUCUUUCUAUAUAUUAGUUUAUUUAGUAAAUAUUUUAUUAUAAAAGUAAUUUACGAAAUCUCAGUUGUACAUUUUUCCACAAUUUUUAAGUGCUAAAAUUAUGUGAUGUAUUAUACUUGUAUAUAAUACAUUUAAAUUACACCCAUAACUUGUUUUUGUAACUCCUUUUAAAAAAAUUAUCUUGGUAUAAUGUUCCUUAAACAAAAGGUACAGAUUUAACUAAUAAUAAUAAGAUAGACCUAUAUUUUUUUGUUACAAUUUGACAAAUAUCGAUAUUAUAUGUUACAAAAAUAUUUCCCCAACUAUGGAAGAACGUGAGUUAGUCCAAAAAAAUCGAUUAUUUUUCUUUGAUAAUGCCUGUAAUCACAUCACAAUAAGGGUAAUAUAAUUCGAUUAAUAUCACUUAUCACAGAAGCCAAAGCUUUCUCAAGUGGUCAUCAAAUUUAACAGCCGAUCUCAAUAAUCUGUCCUUGAUUUUGUUUACUAAAAAAAAUGUUUGAUAUAAAAACUGUACAAAUUGUCAGUGUAUCCUCAUUAAAGUAGGAAAUAGUAUAUUAAACAGAUUUAUGAUUUACUGAAACUGUUAAUUAAAGGACCAGUUUACAGGAGUAUUGUGACCAUGUUGUUUAAAAACUUUACUUUUUCAAUGUGCCUAGAAGUUUUUUAACUGGGUAUGUUACAAUCCUCCAAUGAUAUGACGGUUAUGGUGAUUUUGUGAUCUAUAUUAAGACAUGUAUAAAAUACGUAACCAUUGUCUACGAUAUAUCAUUCUGUAUAUAAUUACCUAUAUCUAUCCUAUAUGAUGUGUACAUGAUGUGCAAAGAACAGUCAAGAGAAUGCUUUUCGACAUAGAAAUAAAAAUGUCAUUUUAA